UUCUAUUAACAUGGUUUUCAGUACUCCUAUACUAUAGUAAUAUACUAUGAUCUGAAUUCUGACAAGUAUCAAGUAUUGUGAUCUUGAGUAGCAUAAUAAACGUGCAGAAGAGAUGGAGUACGUAUACGGUGUUUAUUCUUACUUUGUUAGAUACAUAAAAUAAAGCAUAAAAUAAAGCUAAAAUCUCACACCUAUAAUUUUAAUUAUUUUUUAAAAAAUCAAAACGGCUUGAUUAAUAAAUAAAACGAGUCUGUCACAAAAAAAAAAAAAAAACCUUUAGUUGACGACCUAACGCAUUAUUCAAGGGAAUUAAGGCAGCCUUUGUAUGUACGAGUUGUUGAUACUUUAUACCUUUAUAUAAGAAAGAUUAUACCCUUCCACAAUGACACAUCGAUAAAUGAAAUACAAGCCUAAUUAACCCUCCUCACAAAUCCCCCCUCACAAUCUAAACAAUACAUCAAUAUAGCAUUAUGGAUUUGUUGAGCUAUAUUACUUGGAUUAUACCAUUAUUUCCAAUUAUAAUCUUUUUAUUUCUUUCAUUUUUAAAAACCAAAUCAAAUGAUACAAAUUUACCUCCCGGACCUUCUCCUUUGCCUAUCUUUGGAAACCUCUUGAACAUGUUACCCUACACCACAAAACCUCACAAGUACUUUUCCGAGCUUGCUAAGACUCAUGGCCCUAUUUUGAGCCUUAAACUCGGCUCCAUUACUACCAUUGUCAUUUCGGGUUCCAUGCUUGCCAAAAAAGUCCUUCUAAAAAACCAUGAUAUUUUCUCCACCCUAUAUAGCCUUGAUGCUUUCCGAGCUCAUGAUCAUGAUAAGUACUCCAUUGGCACGUCAUCAGCCUCUUCACCCUUGUGGAAGGUCCUUAGAAAAAUAUUCAACACGCGGUUAUUAAGUAACAAGGUGAUCGAAUCAAUGCAAACUCAUAGGUACCGUAAGUUGGAGGACUUGCUAUGUUAUGUGAAAAGAUGCUCCCAAGCCAACAUCUUAGUCGAUGUUGGACAAGCAGUUAAUGAUACAUCUUUCGACAUGAUAUCUAGCACGGUUUUCUCCAAUGAUUUGCGUAGUGAUGAGAGGAUAAAAGAGGUAAAGGAUUUGAUGGAUUGUAUCAUAAAAGAGAUUGAGAGACCUAACAUAGUGGAUUGUUAUCCCUUUCUUAAAAUGAUCGAUCCACAACGCAUAAGAAAUCGGUUAACAAGUUAUUGUGUUAAAUUGUUUAAGUUAUUUGAUGAAAUUAUAGAUAUGAGAUUGAAGUCUAGGAAAGAUCAAGUGCAUGGUUCAGAAUUGUACAAUGAUUUGUUGGACGUGAAGUUAGAUGUUAUGGAAGAACAAAGUGACGAAAUCAACCGUGAUUAUCUCAACCAUAUGCUAUUGGAUUACCUUGGACCCUCAAUGGAUUCAACCUCAAAAACAUUGGAAUGGGCAAUGGCAAAGUUACUUCAAAACCCUAUCUUUUUACACAAGUUGCAAAAAGAACUAGAUAGAGUGUUGGAAAAAUUCAAUACAAAACUCAUCCUAGAUUCUCACAUCUCCGAACUUCCAUACUUACAAGCAGUAAUAAAAGAAACACUAAGACUUCACCCAACAAAUCCAUUAUUGAUCCCUCGCAAAGUGGUGAAAGACGUGGAAAUUGAUGACUUUCACCUCCCUCAGGGUGCAAUGCUUAUAGUUAAUGUAUGGUCUAUUGGACGUGACCCACAAACUUGGUCUAAUCCGGAUUUGUUUAUUCCAGAGCGGUUCUUAGGGUUGGAGAAUGAUGUAACGAGCCAAUUUAAUCAAUUGUUUACAUUUGGUGCCGGAAAGAAGAUUUGCCCUGGGAUGCACUUGGCCAUACAUAUGAUUUCAUUGAUGUUGGGUAACUUAAUUAGUUCAUUUGAUUGGAAACUCGAAGACAUUAAGGACCUUCAGCAAGUUUUGGACUUGGAUGAUAUUUACGGCAUUAAUAUACAGAAGGCCAAGUCGCUUCGUGCGUUUCCCAUAAUGCGUUAA
Chenopodium quinoa (quinoa) is the source of this 1991-nucleotide messenger RNA. Its product is annotated as geraniol 8-hydroxylase-like. NCBI's taxonomy places the organism in Eukaryota, Viridiplantae, Streptophyta, Magnoliopsida, Caryophyllales, Amaranthaceae. The coding region runs from base 471 to 1991 and encodes 506 amino acids. The transcript has 2 exons. The record is from RefSeq and is a predicted model, not a curated record. Gene Ontology annotation, molecular function: monooxygenase activity; iron ion binding; oxidoreductase activity, acting on paired donors, with incorporation or reduction of molecular oxygen.